GUCAGGUCACCGCUUCCACGUGACCCUCACGUGACCAGGCCUCUUUCUCGUCUCUCUCCUUCCCUCCGCUCCGACAAACUCAAGUUUUACUGUUCUAGGCUUCUUUGAUUGGCAUGCCUCCACCUUGCCUUCCCCGAGUGUGUUCCUUUUUCGCUCAGUGAGUGGACGAGCUUGCGGAUUUGUUGAUUUUUUUUCAGCGGCUUGAUUAAUUUUUGGGUUUUCCACUUUUUCCAUUUGUUUCCUCGAGAAUUUUCCAUUGUUUCAAGAUGCUUUUAGCUAGUUGAUUUUAUGGUUACUUGACGUUUCUAUUUCUUCUUCGGUUUUUCUUGAGGAAUUGGCGAUGUGUGCAAUAAGCCCAGAUCGUGUCUAUCAAUCGGGUUGCGACUUUGUGGUCCUUUUGUACAGCUAUGUUUGAUUGGAACGACGAAGAGAAAUGGGAGCAGAGAUUGGAAGCUGACUGGAGGGUAAGGGGAAGUACAAAAGAAUGUAGAGAAAUGGUGAGAGGCAAACUGUUAGGAUCGGAACAAAUGCUUACCAUGUGAAGUUAACAAGCAUAAUAUGGGAUGCAGCUGAGGGCAGUGACAACCAUAUCGUACCUUAUCCAGGGGCAAGUGAAGCUUAUAGCAGAAAGAGGGAAUGGACUCAUGAAGCUAGUAACAAUAAGCUAGAGGAGCAGAAAGCUUUUGCAACUGACGUUGCUACCAAUGGCGAAAAGCCGAAGAGCACUUCAAACGUCCACAAUAGUGAAGGAACUUCAACCUCAGGAUAUCACAUGGACCCUUGGCCUGCCAAAAUUAAUCAGGAUUCCUUUGAAACUUCUGGGUCUAGUUUAAGUGAGAUUACCAAAUUUGACUCUUCUGGAGUAGAGGCGACCAAGGCCAAUAAAGACCUUGAAAUUUACCAAAAUCCUGAUGAAGGUGAGGAACAAGCUGGCUUUGUUGAUUACAGUUGGGCUGAUAUUGGAAGCUUUGAUGACCUUGAUCGAAUUUUCAGCAACGAUGAUUCCAUUUUUGGGAACGUAAAUCUUGGUACUUCUGAAGGGCUGUGGUCUUCCUCGAAAGAAGUGCCAAGUAGCCCAGAGAAAUACUUACCCCUAUCCUCGGAGCCUCCCAGUUUAAAAGUAGGGGUCCCAGGGGGUACAUCCGAGCAGUUAUGCGGGAGUGACUGAUCACACAUCUUCUGCUGCACAGAGUGCACAUGCCACUGGGAAGUCCGCAGAAAAUGGUGGCGCUGAAAGUGAUAUCACUGUUAAUGAGCAGGUGCUGAAAGUAAAUUUGUGAACAAUGGACAGAUUUGAAAGGACAACUAAGGGAUACUGCAGUGAACUCACGGCUAACGGUGGAAAGUGCUGUAAUGUCAAAUAAAUUGGCGGAUAAGGUAGCUCCUCUCUCGGUGGAUUUGUGAGAAUGUUAAUUAGUAUAAUGCUCGACAUGUGAUACAUAGAAUUGCUUGUGCUGAACAUAUUUGAGAUGGAUAAAGCAGCACUUAUGCUGAAAAAAUCUCGAUCCAGUCCAGGUUUGGCUACCAAUUGAAGAAACUGGACAGGAUUUCUAAAUAUUACAUUCCAAUCCUGUCCAGCCAUACUGACACAACUCUCGGCAGUAGGCACUACAAUCACUGUUAGGCUUGAUUGUUUUCAUUAUGUUUUAUCAGGUCAUCUCCAAUCCUCUAUGGUCGCCUGAAUAUGACAUUAGGGAAUAUGAAAUCAGCAGUUGGCUUUUCUGAAGCUCCAAAAUUUGAAAGCAUUUAUCAAUUUGAAAAUGUCCAAUGCCCCGUUAAUUAACUGGAUCAUGCCGAUCUUGCACAAGAUGUAAGGUUGUGAAGCUAACAGUUACCUUUUCUUCUUGUUUGUUUAAUUUGUGCAAAUAGGUCCACAAGCAAAAGAAAAACUUGAAAGGUCGGAAAAAGAUGAUACAGAAAAGUCAAGUGAACUCAUGCCCAACUGCAUAUCAUAACUGGAAUACAUCGGGAACUCCUCCUAGUCAAUUCAAGGAUUUAGUUGCACCGCUCAUAGUGCAAUCUUCUCCUUCUCCAGUUCUCAGACAGCAAAUGCAAUUCUCCAGUCCUUUUGUGGCCUCCUCUGGAUAUGGGAAUGCUAAUCUAACAAACUGUUCAUCUGUGCCUGUGAUAUCUCAUGCUCAGUCAUUGGAAUUCAAGCAUCAGUCUGUGCCUCCUGGCUAUGAUGUGUCGACAAAUCAAACCUCCAUAAACAAUUUCAACAGCACUGCAGGGAAAGGUAAGAUGAUGACAUCUCAGGAAAAAAUUGAAAAAUUAAGGAGGCGGCAGCAGAUGCGGGCUAUGCUUGCCAUUCAGAAACAGCAACAGCAGUUUGUUAAUCAUCAAGUUCCAUGCCGAGAUCAUUCCAUCAACAAAAGAGCAUGGGAGGAAACUCAAGUUCAGCACAGUAGUGGCGGAGCUGAUCUAGUAGAAGCUGAGGACCCAAGUAGCUUAUCUACUUUUGAGCUGGAAUCACCACUUGCACAGGAUGAUUCUAGUAUGGCGUCUCUCCCUGUGAAACACUAUGGAACAGAAGAGUCAACCCUUCACCAGCUUCAAGAUAUAAUUGCAAAGUUGGAUGUCAGGAUUCGACUUUGCAUACGAGAUAGCUUGUUUCGCUUGGCUCAAAGUGCAACGCUAAGGCAUUCUGUGAACGAAACUAGAUGUACUAACAUCAGUUGCAAGGAUGAGCUUGCUGUUAAACAGAAAGCUACCAGUGGUCAUGACAGGAGUACCAUGAUACUUGAAGAAGAAACCAAGACCAACCCAAUCGAUCGAAUCGUGGCUCAUUUGCUCUUUCAUAGACCUCGGGAACUGCCUGGAAAACUUCCUGAUACUCCUGAGUCACCACCUGUUUCUUCCAAGCUCCCACUGGAAUGCAAGGGUGAAUCAGAAGAACAGCAAAUGAGCUUCCUCUCUGAGACACCAAGAGAUGAUCAACAAAACUUUUCGGGCUCUAGAACUUGCCUAUCAGGUGAUCACAACCCUACCGAUUCUCGGACUCAAAAUGUUACAGAAUCGGAAACGUCAGAGAAUGCAUCAAACAGCGUACUGGGAGGUGAGGUUGGUAGAGGUGUGGAAACCUCAAUAUGAGCAAAAACAGUGCUCCACCGGUGGAUCUAUAUGUAUAAUAGGGGUAAAUUUCUUUCCUGUUGAUCUCCGUCAUGGCACUUGUAACCAGUUUUUUAUCGUCCGCUAAGUGGAAUCUCGUCAACAGGGGAGGAUAUUCAUAGGGCUACAAACACAAGACUUAUAGACUACUCGUUAAGCUUGUAAGAAGCUUGAGGAGAAUAUGCCGUUGAAUUAAAUACCUUCGGUUCAUAUCUCGAAAUCGUGGCGGCCAAGGGCUAUUUGGCAGUCAUGCUUUAUGUUCGGAAUUUUGGAGACUGGACCCUUGUUGAGUUGUUGUUUCCCUCUAAGUUCAAUGAUACUCAGGAGAGAGAGUAGUGGUGAGGUCAUCAAGACCAAGCUUGCUUAAGAUGAAGGAUCAUGAUAGAAACCCAAUUCCCGGAUUUUUUCAUAAUUAUCAUUAUUAUUAGUAUUAUGAUUCAUUUAGAUAUGGUUUGUAGUAUUUGAGUCAUAUUAGGAUAGUCUAUUAGGUUUUUCCAGUCUUUCGUUAUAAAUAUGUACCUUGCGUUUUAUUGAGAAUCUAUUAGCAGAAUCUCUAUCUAAACCUUAAUCUCUGUCUCUCUCAAAUCUCGUCUAUCCUUCU
This is a messenger RNA of Linum tenue, 3709 nucleotides long. NCBI's taxonomy places the organism in Eukaryota, Viridiplantae, Streptophyta, Magnoliopsida, Malpighiales, Linaceae. The record is from the annotation of a GenBank genome assembly.